Wyeomyia smithii (pitcher-plant mosquito) is the source of this 496-nucleotide messenger RNA. RefSeq lists its product as uncharacterized. The transcript has 3 exons. The record is from RefSeq and is a predicted model, not a curated record. Bases 188 to 418 code for a protein of 76 amino acids. Lineage: Eukaryota; Metazoa; Arthropoda; Insecta; Diptera; Culicidae.
GUUUCAUCUUUACGCGACUCUAUAUUAUAAACAUAGACUCUGAUUUGAAGAUUUUUCCGGUUUUUCGAGCAGUUGCAAAUAAUUUUUAAAAACAUCUGGCAUCUCUGGCAUCAUGCCUUUAUUCCCAUUGCUCUAAAUUCUCAGCUAGUUUGCGACAUUUCCAAGUUCUGCGUAACACCUUAUCAAAAUGUCUGAUCCGGCGCCACGACCCAUGAAGUAUCCUUAUACUUUUUCCGCUCAGUUAGCACAGUUUCCAUUGCAGCAUUACUUCAAAAAACAAUGGGUCUUUCGCUACUAUUUCAUUGCUUUUGGACUAUCUAUCCCGUUGUUUUAUAAGAUUAGUAAGCUUGCUAACUCCCCGGCAAACGUUGCCAAAUGGGCUGAAUCCAAACGAAAGGAGCAUGCUGAGCAUCACUAAACACGAUUCUAGAUUCAAGGUUUGUUUAGUUAUGCGACUGAAUGGCAUUAAAUACAAUGAGUGAAAAAUAUUCACGAA